Mugil cephalus (flathead mullet) is the source of this 1290-nucleotide messenger RNA. RefSeq names its product prothymosin alpha-A. Bases 146 to 478 code for a protein of 110 amino acids. Gene Ontology annotation, biological process: positive regulation of transcription by RNA polymerase II; negative regulation of apoptotic process. Gene Ontology annotation, cellular component: nucleus. NCBI's taxonomy places the organism in Eukaryota, Metazoa, Chordata, Actinopteri, Mugiliformes, Mugilidae. The record is from RefSeq and is a predicted model, not a curated record. The transcript has 5 exons. Gene Ontology annotation, molecular function: histone binding.
GAGAGAAAAGCGGAGACGGUCAGACACCAUUUCUCUCUCAGCGUCUUUGGACUAUCUACACGAAGGCAAAGAGACAAGAAGAAAAAAAUAAAUAUCUUUUUCUAAACACGAACGUAAUUAUCUAAAUUAAUCCACAAAAAUAGCCAUGGCCGACACAGCUGUUGACACCACCGCAACUGCAGAGGUUACAGCCAAGGAGCUGAAAGAGAAGAAAGAAGUGGAGGUGGAGGAGAAGACCGACAACGGGGACGCACCUGCCAAUGGCACAAACGGUGCUGAUCACAGUGACAAAGUGGAAGAAACCACAGAGGAGGAACACAAGAAUGGAGACGAUAAAGCAGAGGAGGCGCCCCCUGCUGAGGAGACUGAUGCACAGCCUGUGAAGCGUGCAGCUGAAGAGGAGGAGGAAAAAGUGGAGACAAAAAAGCAGAAGACGGAGGAAAACGGAGACUCGAAAGAGGCAGAAGUGGAGGCUUAGGUCUCUGCCCUGCUACGCGUUUGUGGCACUGUCUUACCAGCCUGGUCAACAUCGUGUUGUAGAGCUUGUGCUUUCUGUAUCUUUGAGAGAGAUUUCUUUUUUUGGUUGCUCCCAUGUUAUCACAUUGCACUGGAGUCUUGAAACAUAGUGGCCCUGCAUCCUUUUUUUUAUGAAGUGUUAUUUAUUGGUCCUUAAAAUGAGCUUUUUUUCUACUUGUACAAAUUGGGCCACACCAUGAGAUCAGUUUUCAUUUCCUGAGGGUUUUAUAUCGGUAUGUUAGAAGCACAAUCUCUAUUAUGUCAGUGCUGACCAGAUGAUUCAUACUUACAGGCAGCUGCUCACCUCCCAAGGCUCAUGUUGACCUCUCAGAUACACUUAAAGGACCAAAGAUAAGUUUUAAGCAGGGGAUAAUGGACAGUUGUUAGCAUUAUUAGUUAAGGCGUAAUUUUUUGUGUUGAGCUGCUACUUAAUCCUCGGCUGCCCUGUUAACAUAACAGAUGGUGCAAAUGAAUAAAGGGUCUCCUCCUUGCACCUUCAUGACAAGUUUGACCCCGUUCUGUGGAGGCAGGAUUUUGCAAUGUUAAUUAACCCCUCUUAAAUCUUAAAGCUUUGGUCAUUUGUUCUGUAUGCAUUCCACGCAAGUUUGUACCAUUUAUACUUUGUUUUUCUUACAUUUCCAACGAGUUUAUGUUAUGGUUGGGUAGCUCAGUUUUGUCUACAAGACUGCCUUUUUCAGAACCAGAAUGGCAUUCGGUUACUUCAGCCACUGCUUUGUAUAUUCUGAUCAACAAAUAAAUUGUCUUUUUACUUAA